Messenger RNA from Porites lobata, 3671 nucleotides. The record is from the annotation of a GenBank genome assembly. Lineage: Eukaryota; Metazoa; Cnidaria; Anthozoa; Scleractinia; Poritidae.
AUCAUUUUGUUUUUAGCUGAGUUUGAAGACCACCAAGAUAUAGAGCCAAACUCCAUCUCUGAGGAUGGGGGAUGUUCCGGUUCUUCUCCAACCUUGGGCGAUGGCUGUUCACUAAGCGAUGACUGCAGCACGAUCACCUGCAAAAUGGAUUUCGUCAAGAAGCCAAUCACAUUCAAACUCAAGGUAUGCUAAGAAUUUAACGCCAUAACGGACUAGGUAGUUUUAGAUUGCGAACGUUAACUGAAACGCUUACGACAAGCAAUGAAUUCAAUUACAAUGAGACAAUGUUGUUAUAAGCUAUAACUUUAGUCAAAUGAAAGCUAAUGAGCAGUACUUUCCAUGGUACUGUUUACUAUGCUUUAUUAUAUAGACAUCAGUGUUUUAAUGGAAAAUAUACCACUCGUAAAAUUCAUAAAAACUACAUCCGGGACCCGUGUGGUUUAUUUUCCAUAAUGUCAGUCAUUUCCCUCUAUUAUUUUAUCGAUGUCUUUUUGUCUAUAUAAUAAAAAGAACAUUACACGGUGGCGCGAAGAUAUGAAUUUUAUUUUCUCGUGGCAAAACAAUAUUUUACUCACUCGCUGCGCUCGUUUGUAAAAUAUUGUUUUGCCACUCGAAAAUAUAAUUCAUAUCUUCGCGCCACCGUGUAAUAUCCUCUAUGUAAAAGGUGGUUCUAACUUUUGAGUCUGUGGAUGAAAUGCUAAAGUGUUGUCAUUCAGAUGAAAGCUACUGAGCAGAACUUUCCUGUGGCCGUUUAUUACACUGUACAAUGUGCUUCUGACUUUUGAGUUACUGUGGAUGAAAUUUUGAAGUGUGACCAUUUCUCGCGAAGCAGCGACAUGUGAAUAGCUAUCGUGUAUAAAUAGGCUCUAUUGAUGAAAAUAUAUAUUCUCUUACUCGCUAGAUCAACAAAUGUGAUGACCCUGUUACUGUAACGGCUUCCAUGAAUGUCCCGGAUCUGGAUAUCACGUGGUCUCAUACCUACAGUGGUGAUGACAAAAUUCCAGUGCCCGGAUUUAGUGUUCCUGUUGGUGGUGUGUACGUUCAAGUAGACCUCACCAAUAACGGAGAUACACUGCAUUUAAAGGUGUGUUCUAAAGGCUUUCAUUUAUAAUCACCUGGAAGGAACGGGGGUUGGGGGGAGGGGGUGGGGAGAGGGUGGUCGUCAAUAUCCGUUUCAAUUUCCAAUCCAUACUUUCCAGUCCCGCCAUUCACACAAGCCAUUUCCCACAGGGCUUUUCCCAGCACAAUAAAUGAAAGCUCCCUUACGUCACGAUAAAUAAACAAUCAGCCAAUUGGCGGAGGUCUAUGUGACUGGUGAGGGUAAAAGGAGGAAUGAGUUUGGGGAAUGACAUGUGGCAUGCCUUGCGGAGUGACAUACAGUUGUAAUCAUGCGGAAUGUAAUAUAUGCUGAAUGACUAAAAGAAAUAAAUUAAACUGAAAAGUGUACCCUUUUUGGCGCCAAUCAAUUUGCUAAAUUAGCGACUUUUUUUUUUUAUUUUUGCGGGCUCGACUACGAUGACAAUCAAAAAGCCACGAAGGAUUCCUUGAUUUCUCACUCUCGAUUAGCCUUUUUCGCACAGCCACAAAGAUGAGAUUUAUUCAGGCGGGCUGCAUGGCAUUACCGAUACUACAGCACUGAAGUCGGCCAUUGAAGAAAAGAUGUUUUGGAAGGUCACGCUCCUUCUGCUUUAAUUUUUCUGCAAAAGUUGUUUGCACGAUUAACUCCACAGGUUUUUACCUUCACUUGUAGAGCAGAACCCCUAUAUCUCGAACUCGGAUAACUCGCACUCCCCGCUUACUCGAACUAAGUCCAAUUUCCCCUGGAUUUCAUCCCACUUUUCAUUCAUUUUUUACUCGACCGUUAACUCGAACUCGGAUAUUCGUUACCCCACUGACUCAAACUAAAUUUGCUUUCCUACGACCGAGUCUACCAUUUCCUAGCAGCCUCGUAAAGCCUACCACUACUAGAAGUGAUUUCCUCCAUAAUCCUCGUGAACUCCAACGCGCUGCUCUAGCAUCUUGGUUUGAGCCAGAAAUAAUAAACGGACCGGCAGAGCGGUUGCUCCUUCAAAUUUGUGCCAAAAUAAGGCGCGGCAGAGACGCACGUAUGCUUUUCUGCUUAAUUUAUUCCUGUGUUCCAUUUCCAUAUAUUGCAUUCCGCAUAAUUAUUUCAUUCCGCAAGCCAUGCCACAUGCCAUUCCGCAAACUCAUUCCUCCUUUUACCCUCACCGUGAUGCGAGAGCAGGUCACGUAAUGAAAGGUUUUCUGUUGUAUGGUUCCAGGCUUGUUCUGGCCUGCGAAAACAUCCGUUUCUCCUCGCUCUUCUUUCCGCGCGAAACUUCCCCAGCGGCGAAGAGCGAGGAGAAAAGGAUAUUUUCGCAGGCUAGGCUUGUUCUAACUUGGUACAUCAACUAGCUUAAGACAUAAAAAUCAACAUCAAAACCCACAUACAGAAACGAAUCCUCGAAAAUGAAAACGAAACAACUGGUUACUGUGUAAAUGGUUUUCUACAUUUUUAUAAAAAAAAAUGCGCUGGGCAACCAGGAAGACUAAAUGUUUUUUACUUCUUCAUGCUGAUCAUAUUUUUGAUAUGAAAAGGUCUUUCUAGUUGCAGCUUUCAAACUACUUUUGUAAGAUUUGAAUGAACCAACACUCAAUUGAAUGGAAUCAGUUGAAGGUGACUGUUUUAUCUUUUACCAGGUGAAUCUGCUGGUCGGAGCACUGGGUGUUUAUCUCCCCCCAGUCACUGUUGUGGAUGGAGACUUGCCGAUCUCAACUGACGACUGUGGCAAGUAAAACUGAUCUUGAUCAACAUGGCGUACUAUAUCUAAUUAAAAGCAGUUCUUGUCACGAGUAAUAAUCUGUACGAUAAAGCAGUGUUCGACACUAAAUAUAAGCACUUUACUUAGAGCGGGACACCCGCGGGACACCCGCGGGACCAAAUUAAGACCUUAAUACGAGAGGGACAUCCGCGGGAUUAUAUUAGGUGCCUGCCAUACGUGUAUACAUCGAACUGAAUCAGUGUUAGCCUGCGUAGCAGGUGCUUGGAAGUAGUGGGCACAAGAAAGAACGGGCCGCGCGAGGUAGACACUCGUGUCUUACUCUGGCACGCUCGUUCUUUCUUGCGCCCAAAUACUUCCAAGUGCCUGCUACUCUGGCUAAAUCAGCUUGUCCACCUCGUAACCAUAGUAGCACAGACAAAGGAGUAAAAUAAAGAGGAACUCCGAUAUAAACAAGUGCCAGGUGUACAGAAAAACACAACGGGGCUGGUUCUUUACUGGGGAGUUUCGUUUCAUUCAUUUUCGAUCACUGCAGAUAUCGGAGUUACAUAGGGCUGGUUCGAUUUACUGGGGAAUAACUGUUUAUUUCCAUAGUGCAAUACGUGUAAGAAAGGUGUCAGCUUGAAAAGAAAUGACCAAAAUUUGUUGUUUUUAGGAUUCUUCGGAUGGUUUAUUGACCUAAGUGUUCCUGCUAAAAUAGCAGUGAUCGCUGGAACGGUUGUUUUUCUCAUCGCCGUCUGCUGUGGCUGCUGUUGCUACUGCUGCUGUAGGAGGCGCCGCUCCGCCAAUCAAGGUCCUAUCAUCAUCGCGCCUGGUGUUGGUACUUCCGCUGUCAUGACAACGAAUGCCAACACUCGGGUUCCCAUGCGACCAUUGGUCGAGGAGGAAUGA